AGGAAUUCAAGGGCUCCACCAUCGUUGAACUGAUGAAGAAGGAAGGCACUACCCUCGGUCUGACAGUGUCAGGAGGAAUUGAUAAGGAUGGCAAGCCGAGAGUUUCUAAUCUGCGGCAAGGAGGAAUUGCUGCUAGAAGUGACCAGCUGGAUGUGGGCGACUACAUCAAAGCAGUGAAUGGGAUCAACCUGGCCAAAUUCCGCCAUGACGAGAUCAUCAGCUUACUGAAGAAUGUCGGGGAAAGAGUGGUUCUCGAAGUAGAGUAUGAGCUGCCACCAGUCUCUGUACAGGGAUCAAGUGUUAUUUUUCGAACAGUGGAGGUCACGCUACAUAAAGAAGGCAAUACCUUUGGUUUUGUAAUACGAGGGGGUGCACAUGAUGAUAGGAAUAAAUCUCGUCCAGUUGUGAUAACGUGUGUUCGUCCUGGAGGGCCUGCUGACAGAGAGGGCACAAUCAAACCUGGCGAUAGGUUACUCAGUGUGGAUGGAAUUCGGCUUCUUGGAACCACACAUGCUGAAGCCAUGAGUAUUCUUAAACAAUGCGGACAAGAAGCAACGCUGCUGAUAGAAUAUGAUGUCUCAGUCAUGG
Galeopterus variegatus (Sunda flying lemur) is the source of this 588-nucleotide messenger RNA. RefSeq names its product glutamate receptor-interacting protein 1-like. The annotation marks the transcript as partial. Gene Ontology annotation, molecular function: nuclear glucocorticoid receptor binding. The transcript is spliced from 5 exons. Gene Ontology annotation, biological process: neurotransmitter receptor transport, endosome to postsynaptic membrane. The record is from RefSeq and is a predicted model, not a curated record. Lineage: Eukaryota; Metazoa; Chordata; Mammalia; Dermoptera; Cynocephalidae.